Molecule: messenger RNA, 1437 nt
Organism: Triticum dicoccoides
Lineage: Eukaryota; Viridiplantae; Streptophyta; Magnoliopsida; Poales; Poaceae
Product: glycosyltransferase BC10-like
Exons: 2
Coding region: 181-1338 (385 amino acids)
Cellular component (GO): membrane
Molecular function (GO): glycosyltransferase activity
Source: RefSeq, a predicted model, not a curated record
UAGCCGAGCCUCGCAAGCGAUCCGCCGAGCUUCCCGUUUAAAUCCGUCGACCGAUCGAUCGAUCAAGCGGCAGAGCUCUCCCCGUCGUUCAUGUCGAGGGGUUUUGGUUUUGGUUUUGCCGCGUAGUGGCGUUGUACGCUUGCGUUUUGUUGCGUGGCGAGGCGACAAGGGAGCUCGGCCAUGAAGGGCGGGGUCGUCGACGACUUGAGGGUUAUGUUCACGAGGAAGGAGUCCUCCACCUGCCUCGCCAGGUCAGUGAUGUUCCUCGUGAUCUUCGCGGUCGGCGUGAUCGCCGGCCUCUGGACGGCCACCGGGCCGCGCACCCAGUACACCAGGACCAUCAACAACAUCGUCUUCCCCAGCAGCAGCACCACCACCGUGUACGCCGAGGCCGGCUUCGCGGAGUUCGUGGCCCCGACGCGGCUCAUGCACGACAUGACGGACGAGCAACUCUUCUGGCGCGCCUCCAUGGUGCCGGUGGCCGCCGAGUACCCGUUCAAGCGCGUGCCCAAGGUGGCCUUCAUGUUCCUCACCGGCCGCGGCGAGCUGCCGCUCGCCCCGCUCUGGGAGCGCUUCUUCCGGGGCAAUGAGGACCGCUUCUCCGUCUACGUCCACGCGCCGCCGGGGAUGACGGUGAACGUCUCCACCAACUCGCCCUUCUACGGCCGCCAAAUCCCAAGCCAGGAGACGGCGUGGGGAUCGAUAUCGCUGAUGGACGCGGAGAAGCGGCUGCUGGCGAACGCGCUGCUGGACUUCUCCAACGAGCGCUUCGUGCUGCUCUCGGAGAGCUGCAUCCCGCUGCACAGCUUCCGGGCGGUCUACGACUACCUCAUCGGCUCACGGCACAGCUUCGUGGAGGUCUACUUCCAGCAGACGAAGCAGUGCCAGGGCCGGUACAGCCGCCGCAUGGCGCCGGCGAUCACGCUGCAGCAGUGGAGGAAAGGCUCCCAGUGGUUCGAGCUGAGCCGCGACCUGGCCAUCAGCGUCCUCGCCGACACCAAGUACUACCCGCUCUUCAGGCGGCACUGCCGGCCGUCGUGCUACCCGGACGAGCACUACCUCCCGACCACCGUGAGCAUGCUGCACGGCGCGCGGAACGCCAACCGCACGGUGACGUACGUCGACUGGUCCAAGGGCGGCGCCCACCCGGCCAAGCACACGGCCGAGAACGUGACGGCGGCGGCGAUCCAGGGCAUCAGGAGGAGGAGGUGGAGGAACGACAGGCCCUGCUAUUACAACCAGAGGCCGACGUCGAUGUGCUUCCUGUUCGCCAGGAAGUUCGCGCCCGACACGCUCGGGCCCCUGCUCAACAUGUCGUCGGCGGUCAUGGGGUACUAGCUAGCCCCCGCUGCCGCCGGCGGCGGCGAUGAUCGGACCGAUUCUUCCAUGUUUGUAACUUAGGAUCUAUAUAUUCAGCAGCCUCUUGACCACAUUGUG